Messenger RNA from Limulus polyphemus (Atlantic horseshoe crab), 1552 nucleotides. Its product is annotated as transcription factor HES-4-like. Gene Ontology annotation, cellular component: nucleus. NCBI's taxonomy places the organism in Eukaryota, Metazoa, Arthropoda, Merostomata, Xiphosura, Limulidae. Gene Ontology annotation, molecular function: DNA-binding transcription factor activity, RNA polymerase II-specific; RNA polymerase II cis-regulatory region sequence-specific DNA binding; protein dimerization activity. Gene Ontology annotation, biological process: regulation of transcription by RNA polymerase II; anterior/posterior pattern specification; regulation of neurogenesis. The coding region runs from base 457 to 1278 and encodes 273 amino acids. The transcript is spliced from 3 exons. The record is from RefSeq and is a predicted model, not a curated record.
ACUGCAGACGCCCCAGCAGAUGUCUAGCUGGGUGCUCUGAUUUACAAGUUGAAGGGGGCUUCUGACUUUUCAUAGGUAGGGAAAGAGAGGGGGGAAAUGUGCACUGGCAUGUUCCACGAACAGUCAGCAAUCACGUGUAGUAAGGCUGCUGCAAUCACACCUAUCAACAAAAUCGCGUGCCUGCGUUAUGAUUGGUGCAGAACAGCGUGGGAAAGUGUCGCCCCUUCGUAUCUCAUGCUUACCGCCGAUACACGCUUCGUUGACCUCAGCGAGCAAUAAAAUGUAGCUUCUGUAGUAUUUUCCCACAGUUUGUCUUGCCACGUGCUUGUGUGCGCAUCGUAUCAGUCACGUUCUCUUACCCAAUUGCUACAUACCGUCAGAUUAGUUUUGGCUACAAGCCAACACACUCUUUCGUGUCACCUGGGAUUAUUAUAUUAUAGAUAUUUGAGAUUUUUCAUGAACAAAAUGCCGUCUGAAAAAUCAAUGAAAACUAGUGAAAAUCGAAGGAGCACCAAGCCAAUUAUGGAAAAAAGGCGGCGUGCACGUAUAAAUAACAGCCUUGCGGAGCUGAAAAACCUGAUCCUGGUUGCUCUUAACAAAGAUAACGCUCGUCACUCAAAAUUAGAGAAGGCAGACAUUUUGGAAAUGACUGUAAAGCACCUUCAAAAUAUGCAACGUCAGCAAAUGGCAGCUCGCUCUGAAAAUGACUCUUCGGCCUUGUCAAAGUUUAGAGCCGGUUUCAACGAGUGUGCACGUGAAGUCGGUCAUUACCUGAGUAGAGUGGACGGUAGUGACCCAUCUGUCCAUCAACGUCUUUUAAAUCAUCUAGCUGACUGUUUGUCUGGCCUAAACGAUCGCCUUACACAUCCUUCUGGUGCCAGUUACAAUAUGUCAUCUAUGCAUCCAGUUCACAUCCAAGUUCCCUCUACUCCGACGACUGUUGCAACCGGAAGUAACAAGUUGUACGAUAGUCUUCGCCUCGUCCCAUACCGUCUUCCGACCGGAGAAAUAGCAUUUCUUCUUCCGCGAGACAGCUUGAAUAAUCAGUUCAGUAAAUACUCACCAGCCGUUUCAACUGCUCUCUCCAGUCCAGUAAGUCUUCUGGGGUCAUCUGGAAUAUUGAGCCCUGCUUCCAGUGAUCGAUCAGAAUCAAGCCCUAGUCCUUUUACGCACACUUCUACUGUCUCGUCUUCGAUACCAGUGUUCGAACCCAUUUCUCCCGUCCCUUCCUACAAUCUUGAAAAGCAAGAAUCUGAUACAGUAUGGAGACCGUGGUAGUUCAGAGAAGGAACUGCAGUACCAAUAAGACUAUAAGAUCUUCCACUAAGUGCCAUAUAAAUGUGUAUAUAAUGUUGUAUAAUAUAAAGUGAAGCUAACUGCAAUGUUCCAUAAUUAUUAUUAUUUUAAGAACCAGGAUGACUGUGAUAUAAUAUUAUGUUCUUAAAUUUUUCUUUCAUUAAAUAUUACUCCGGUGCUAUAUAAUUUAUUAUUUCAUUGCCUUUGUAUAUUUUUGUACAUCAUUAAAUAUCAAAUCGAUAUAUAAAACAUGAAU